AGCAUGUGCAAAGCUUCACCAGCUUCCGCUGGCUUUCACUUUCAUACACAUUCAUGUACAGUCGUUCAUUCCUACAAACAAAAUCUAAAUCUUUGACAAUGUGACCAACACUUUCAUUAACUCUUCACGUUGCGCUUUGCCAACACUUUCCCAAAAAAAACACCAAACCAAACCCAAAGCUUCCACUUUACUUCAAGAAUAUCAUGCUUUUUGUUUGAGUUUCUCUAACAAUGGACUCGACAACUCUCCUUGAUCGUGCUCUGUUUCAACUCACUCCUACUCGAACUAGAUUUGAUCUGGUAGUCUUCUCCAAAGGAAAGAAUGAGAAACUUGCUUCUGGGAUUUUUGAACCCUUCGUUUCUCACCUCAAAUUUGCAAGAGAUCAGAUUUCAAAAGGUGGGUAUUCGAUUACUCUGCAGCCACCUGCCCCUGGUACCCCCUGGUUCACGAAAGCUACCUUUGAGAGAUUUGUGUGCUUUGUUAGCACACCAGCAGUUCUGGAAAGAUUUGUCGCCAUAGAAAGAGAAAUCUUGCAAAUUGAGAGAUCAGUUCAAGCUAAUGAAUUAAACGCUAAUGCGGAUGGAAGGCAGGAGGAAGAUGCCAAUGUUAAUACAAGGAAAUCAACUGAUUUCACAAAGACAAAGGAUGACAUUAUACAGGAAGAGAACUCCAAGGUUCAACUUCAAAGGCUGCUGGAAACUAGGAAAGCCUUGCUUCGAAAAGAGCAAGCAAUGACUUAUGCUCGUGGGCUAGUUGCUGGGUUUGCUUUGGAAAAUAUGGAAGAUCUCAUUUCUUUUGCAGAUGCAUUUGGAGCAUCCAGGUUAAGGGAGGCAUGCAUUAAUUUCAAGGACUUAUGCAAGAAAAAGCAUGCAGACCGACUUUGGAUGGAAGAAUUAGCAGCAGUGGAGGCAUGCUCACAGUCAGAAAUGCCAUUAUCGGGAACAUCUGGCAUUGUGCUUGCAAAUGGAAUUGGCAUCCCCAAUCCAAGUAUCAUGUCAAAUUUUUCCAUAAAUGGUGCAUCUAGCAGUGAUCAUGCUCCAAAUGAAUCUUCAGAAGCAUCAAAACCAGACCCAUCAUAUGCUGGAGCUGUGGACUGCAAGAAAGAUGAGAAUUUACCUGCAUCAGAUAAGACACCAUCAACUACCACAAAAUAUAAAGUGCCAAUGCAAUGGCCAAAUCAGAUACCUCAGCAUAUGUAUAAUUUACAAGGCCAUCUACCUCCGUAUCAAGGAUAUCCUUUCCUCCCUAUACAACCUGUACCACUUCUGUAUCCGUUGAAUAUGCAGUGGCCUCCCAACAGGAAUCAGAAGUCAUCUUCCAGGCAAAAGAAGAAGUUGUCAAAUGGAAAAGGACCUGAAUAUUCAGGAGAUGAAAGACCAACUGAAUCCAGUGGUUCUGACUCUGAAAGUGAUUCAAGUUUAAACAUGCAACAGGAAGAAAUAAGGCAGUCAUCACCAGAUCCUCCAUAUAGGAAGAAAAACCAUAAGAAGUCAUCCAGAACAGUUGUCAUCCGCAAUAUUAACUACAUCUCUCCCAAGAGAAGCAGAGAGAAAGAUCAAGUUUCAGAUGGAUCUUAUUCUGGGGAGGAUGAUCUAAUUGAUACAGAUUCCUUUAAACAGAAAGUGGAUGAUGCAAUUAAAUCACUGAAGGAAUCGAGCGAGUUAAACUCAAGAAACGACAAAAGAAGCAACGGCAUUGCAAAUAAAUCAACUGAUGCUUCUUAUCAGAGUGAUUCUGAUGACCUUCAUGUAAAAAAAUUAGAGGGAGGGAAAAGAAAUGAAAACUGGGAAGCUUUCCAAAACCUUCUGAUGAGGGAAGAAGAAAGUGCAAGUGUGAAUGAAGUUGAAUGGAAGCAAGCUGAGGAUGUUCAGGAACAUUUCAUGGCUCGAAACUUUGAUGGUAAAAUUUCUGUAACCACUCCUUUGAACUUGGAAUCACAGAAAGUUCCAAUUCAGCGGACAAUUCUGACUGAUUCUUUUGUUAUGACUGAGAGGGACGUGAAUAAUGAAACUAGGGUGAAGUUGGAUGAUUUCGUUGAUGGAGAGAAUUAUCGUCUAGUCAUGAAGAGAGGAGACUGUGUAGAAGUGGAUUUGUUACGUCCAGAGAGACUGGCAGAAUCAGGAAAUAAGCUUGGUAAUCUCAUAUCUGCUUGUGCAAAUGAGUCAGCUGUAAUCAGGUCUGGAAAGGAAGAUGAUUGGUGUGUUGGCAAUCACUCUGUAAAGCCAGAAAGCCAGGAUUCAGAUUCAGCCAAUAAGCAGAUGCUUUUUAAUGGUGAUCAAGUUUUAUCAGUGGAGAGUGAUCCGUUAUAUUCUCAGAAAAGUAGGAAAGAAGUUCUUAUUGAUGAUUCUUUCAUGGUUGCCGCUCGGCAAGCAGGUGAUAAUCAGGAUGAUUCCCUUUGGAAAACAGAUAUAAGUAUGGUUGCAGAUCUAACUUCACCUAGCAAACAUGAUGGCACCAUAGAUUCUUCACAAGAUAAACAUAAGGUACUUGAUGUGCAUGAGCCAAACGAUCUUUGCAUGGUGCUUGAAAGAAAACCUGGAUAUGAGUCCUCCAGACACUCCUGGACAAUGGAUUAUCAAAUUGGCUUAUCAUUCACAGAAGCAAAUAGAAGUGCAGCCAGUGAAUGUGAUGAUGAGAAGGUUCCUUCCAAUCAUAAGAACACUAUUGCCAAGCAUAAUGGUAUCCUUGAGAAGAAAAAGCAGGCCCAAGAGGCAAGGUUUAAAGUUUUCAAUGGACCCCUAGGGAAGAGCAAAGCUGAAAAUAUGUCUAAGAGCAAGAAACCUUCCCCUGUUAGUAGGUCUACAAUUCAGAAGAGCAAGUUGGAGAAGGAAGAGGAGAUGCGGAAGAAGAUGGAAGAGUUAUUGAUUGAACGGCAGAAAAGAAUUGCAGAGAGAACUGCAGCUUCUGGUUAUGCUUCAGCUGUAUCCAAGAAAUCGCCCUUAGAAAGUAAAGCAGCAAAAAGUUCUGUAAAGAGUGAUAAGAACAAAAAUCUUUCCAUAGCUCAAGCAACAAACAGGGUGAGUUCUAUCAAACUUAGGGCAACUUAAGAAAGAGGUUGAGAUCCUCUUUGAUGAUAUCCAAUCUUUAUAUGGGUAAACCAUUACAUUUGAGGAGGAUGGAAUUCAAUCCUGAAAUCUCUCAAGGUAAGGAAACUUGCAGCGGUUAAAUUUGCCUAGAACAUGGAAUUACACUCCUCACACAUGUUUUAGCUUUUGUGGUUCUAUAUGAACAUCCCUCGUUGCACAGUUUUCCUCUUCAGAUCAAAUAUUCCAGCAGCUAGAGCCCCUUGCAGCUUUUACUAUGUACUUUUUCAAUAUCUCUGAGUUACACCUGUAAUUCAUUCCGUCAUUGUUUGUUUUAAUAAUUUAUAACUAUUAAACAAGCUCAUAAACAUACAGUCCUUAGUUCUUCAUAUAUUUCCUUUACUUUCGUCCUAUUGUAUUUUGCUGUUUCUGAAUGUCAGUCAUUAUUGUCAUGGAAAUAAGUAGUUUCUUUCCUUUGUAUACUUAAAGACUUCUUUUUGAGAUAUAUGAUUCAUGAUCAUCAGUGUUG
Molecule: messenger RNA, 3552 nt
Organism: Durio zibethinus
Lineage: Eukaryota; Viridiplantae; Streptophyta; Magnoliopsida; Malvales; Malvaceae
Product: disease resistance protein (TIR class)
Source: RefSeq, a predicted model, not a curated record